UUCUUUCGUAGUAGCCUGUAUUGCGUCGAGGAGUAAACAUGGCUGGAAUAAAAUCAUUUUACGACAUCACAGCCAAAACGCUCACUGGAGAAGUGUUCAAGUUUUCAUCUUUACAGGGCAAAGUGGUACUGAUCGAGAAUGUCGCCUCUCUUUGAGGAACAACCACCAGGGAUUACACCCAGAUGAACGAGCUCUAUGAGCGUUUCUCAGACAAAGGGCUUGUGAUUCUGGGAGUCCCCUGCAACCAGUUCGGACAUCAGGAAAACUGUAACAACGAGGAGAUCCUGAUGUCCCUGAAGUAUGUCCGUCCUGGGAAUGGCUUUGAUCCCAAAUUCCAGCUUUUGGAGAAGGUCGAUGUGAAUGGGAAAGACGCUCAUCCUCUCUUCGUCUUUCUCAAGGAGAAACUUCCAUUCCCGAGUGACGAGCCAAGGGCCUUCAUGAGUGAUCCAAAAUUUAUUGUGUGGAGUCCAGUGUGUAGAAACGACAUCGCAUGGAAUUUUGAGAAGUUCCUCAUUGGAUCCGAUGGAGUGCCAUUCAAACGCUACAGCAGAAGAUACCUGACCAGCAACAUUGAGGGAGACAUCAAGAAACUUCUCAGCAUAGCCCACUAAAUGUUUAUUUGAUGCUUUAGUAUGCAAUGCAGUGGUUUAGGGAUCAAACAGGUGUCAAAAUAAAUCAAUAUUCCAGCUUCUAGGCCGUUUGCAAUGAUCUCCAUAUUUUUUACAUAGCAUGCUGUGCUCUCGUGUGCAUGAUUUUUGUUGUGUUUGGACAUUGACUUAAUGAAGAUGCUCCUUUAAACAUGCUUGUCUGUGGGGGGUAUCUGAUGCCAUUCAAAAGUCCUUACUGAACAGUUUCAUUUAGCCCAUGCUUGCACAACAUGCUUGUUGUGGACCAAUAAAAAAAAAAUUCUACUUG
Molecule: messenger RNA, 915 nt
Organism: Xyrauchen texanus (razorback sucker)
Lineage: Eukaryota; Metazoa; Chordata; Actinopteri; Cypriniformes; Catostomidae
Gene: gpx1b
Product: glutathione peroxidase 1b
Exons: 2
Biological process (GO): response to hydrogen peroxide; response to selenium ion; hydrogen peroxide catabolic process
Cellular component (GO): cytosol; mitochondrion
Molecular function (GO): glutathione peroxidase activity
Source: RefSeq, a predicted model, not a curated record